Molecule: messenger RNA, 1704 nt
Organism: Exophiala dermatitidis NIH/UT8656
Lineage: Eukaryota; Fungi; Ascomycota; Eurotiomycetes; Chaetothyriales; Herpotrichiellaceae
Exons: 3
Coding region: 1-1704 (567 amino acids)
Biological process (GO): protein phosphorylation
Molecular function (GO): protein kinase activity; ATP binding
Source: RefSeq, a predicted model, not a curated record
AUGGACCUGAACGCCCUUCCAGACGAUGUCGACCCCGCGGAGAGUCCUGACUUUGAAAAUUACCGCAUCGACUAUGACCCUGCAAACGCUGAUCUCAGAGUGCCUGGAAGGGACGUCAACCUGCAAUGGUUUGACGCCAGGCAAGAGAGAGGAGCCUUUGGGUAUGAAGCCGAUGGUAGAGCUUUCAUGAUGCAACGACCAUGGUUCGACGAGGAUUUUGACAAAGAUGAUGAGUGGGGACCAGUCAGACUGCUGGGUUCCGGGACAUAUGGCCUGGUCGGGCUUUGGGAGCGUCGAGACGCCAACAACAUGAUGCUUGACGAAGUGGCAGUCAAACAAGUGAAUUGGACAAAGAGCAAGAGGUCUCGAAUAUCCGACGAAAUUAACGCCGGCCACAACAAACCUCGACUGCUCAGAGAGGCGGUGAUUCAGCGGGAUCUCAACCAAAAAGACGAACGUGCUGCCCCACACUUGCGCCGGUACAAGUACAUAUCAGACACCAGAACCGACAAAAGAGGUCGCAUUCGCAUGUAUCUCGAGUUCUGCCCCCAUGGGUCUCUGGAGCAUCUCCGACGUCUGUACCGUGCCUGGGACCAAUACUUUCCCGAAGUUUUCGUGUGGCACAUAUUCCACAGCCUUGCGGUGGGAUGCGAAGCACUUCGUCAACCCCCUCCGGUUGACACCUUGGGUUUAGAGGAAGAUGCCUUUCAGCAAUUUGUCGCAGACGACGCUGAAGGGCUCUACUGUCUUCAUAUGGACUUGAAACCACAAAACACUCUCCUCGCUAUGGGUCUUGGAGAGGAAGGACUCGACUUUCCCAAUCCCAAAAUCUCCGACUUCGGCAUGUCAGAAUACACUGGUCGCAGUGACUUAAGGAAUCCGGACAAUUUUUGGUGGCGAGGGACCACGGCAUACAAGCCAACGGAGCAACUCUUCUAUGGCGCAGAGUGGAGGAUUCCACCUAACGGCGCUGUUCUCAGGACGCACGAUCGGCGUGGCAAGCGGGUCGACUUCAAGCGUGCCAAACAGGCCCAGCGCGAAGACAACGCGACCCACACUGUCCUGGACGACAUAUGUUUCGACCACUCGUUGAAUGUCUACGGCGUCGGCGCAACAAUGUACUCCGUCGCCACACUCUGUCGGACCUGCAAACUAAUGGACACCCGGGCAAAACACUACGCCAAAUACCGACAGAACGGAAACCACCAGAUCUCCAAAGUACGCACAAAAGUCCCCGGGACAUACAGCAGCCGACUCCGGCGCUUGAUCCACCGAUGUCUCGACCCAGACCCAGCCAACCGACCCAGCCAAGUCGAAUUGAUGGACGAGACCCACAGAGGUCUCCAGCUCGCCAUCCGACGAGUCAAACGAGCACGACGAGACGCCGCCCUCGCCGCCGCUGGAGGUGACCCGAACAACCUACCUCCCGGACCACCGCCGCCCUUGCCGUCCGAGAAAAUCUACUACCAUGACCACGAAAUCAACGACAUGCCGCUCGGCAAUGCGGGGUUCCGCCCCAAGAAAGGCGACUACCGUAAUUUGGUUUUCGACCAGUUCGUCAAUCCGGACAUUCCGCGUCUCAAGCUGCCCCCCGCCAAAUAUAAUACCAAGUUCCCCCCUGCUAUGAAUGAAAUGCAGUUGACUUGGCGGACGCUGUAUCCUGAUGCGAAUGAUGGCAAUUUGUGGUUCAAGCCUGUGAAUUAG